AUGCUGAUCUUAAUCUACCAGGCUGUGCUCACUUAUGUGCCCCUGCUGUGGUGUGUAAGAGUGGCUGAGGGGAUGCCCGACCCCGCUCAGAGGGACCUGCUGAUGCGUCAGGAGGCGUCCAGACAGACGGGAGGCAAAGUGACACUGACGGCGGCUGAGCAGAAGCUGGACGUUUACCUUCAUCGACUGAAGGAGCAGGAGAUGUCUGCCUCCCGGUUUCCUCCAGCUAUCCACUUCUUCAAAGCAAAAGCUCUCAUCCAGAGGAGUCCCAUCUUCAAGCUGCUGCAGGAGAUGCCUAAAGGUGCAGUGCUGCACAUACACACCUCCUCUCUGGUCAGUGUUGAAUGGCUGGUGAGAAACGUCACCUACAGGCCGAACUGCUACAUCUGCUUCACCUGGGACAACUCGGUCCGCUUCUUGUUCUCCGCCCGCCAGCCCUUCCCUCGAUGGGACUGCUUCUACUGGCAGCUGCUGGAGACGCUAAGAGCCAGAAUGGACGACCCAACAGGCUUUGAUAACAGUUUAAUCCAGCAGCUCACACUGUUCACUGAGGAUCCAGAUGGUGAAUAUCCAAACCAAGAGGUGGUGUGGGAGAAGUUUGAGAAAGCCUUCAUCGCAGCUGCUGGGCUCAUCACCCACGCGCCCGUGCUGAGGGACUACCUCUACAGGGGCCUCGAGGAGCUUCUCCAGGACAACAUCAUGUACCUGGAACUUCGGAGCGGCCUCACAAGGACGUAUGAACUGGAUGGAACCAUUCACGAUAAGGUCUGGGCUCUGAAAACAUUUCAAGAAGUUACAAAGAAAUUUGUAGCCGAUCACCCGGACUUUCUCGGCGCUCGUAUCAUCAUCGCCGCGCACAGAGCUCUGAGUGUGUCGGAGGUCACAGCAGCUGUAAAAGAGGCCAUCCAGUUGCAGAAGGACUUCCCCGAUGUUGUUGCAGGAUUUGACAUGGUUGGCAGGGAGGACAGCGGGAGGACUCUUUGGUACUUCAGGGAGGCACUUUCUCUGCCAGCUGAUCUUGGCGUCACGCUGCCGUACUUCUUUCACGCUGGAGAAACAGACGAUGAAGGCACCGACGUAGAUCAAAACGUUCUUGACGCCCUCCUGUUCAACACCACACGCAUCGGGCACGGCUUUGCCUUGGCACACCACCCACUCGCCAAAGAGCUUUCUCGGAAAAGAAACGUGGCUGUGGAGCUGUGCCCCAUCUCAAACCAGGUGCUGAAGCUGGUAUCGGACCUGCGGAACCACCCUGCAGCUGUGCUGAUGUCUGAGGGCCACCCGCUGGUGAUCAGCUCUGAUGAUCCGUCUCUGUUCGGCACCACGGGCCUCUCCUACGACUUCUAUCAAGCCUUUGUUGGCAUCGGAGGGUUAAAAGCAAACCUGGGCACUCUGAAAGAGCUGGCUCUUAACUCCAUCAGGUUCAGCUCCCUGCCAGCUCAUCUGAAGCACAAGGGUCAGGUCAUGUGGCAGAAAAAAUGGGACGCCUUCAUCUUAAAUCACUCAUGACGGCCAAACCCUUACAGAUCCUGUUUGACUUGAAUAAUUAUUAUAGUAGCGCUAAACUAAAGCAAACAUUUAAAUGCCUCUAUUUAAUCUAUUUCUUUUGCCGUCAUCAAAAGGAUUUUCACACAAAAACUGCAAUAACAAAAUGUUUGGGGA
This is a messenger RNA of Plectropomus leopardus (leopard coralgrouper), 1662 nucleotides long. It is a transcript of the gene ada2b, whose product is annotated as adenosine deaminase 2b. NCBI's taxonomy places the organism in Eukaryota, Metazoa, Chordata, Actinopteri, Perciformes, Serranidae. Gene Ontology annotation, biological process: inosine biosynthetic process; adenosine catabolic process. Gene Ontology annotation, molecular function: adenosine deaminase activity. The record is from RefSeq and is a predicted model, not a curated record.